AUGAAAGCUGCUCAGAGUAGGCAAAAGUCUUAUGCAGACAAAAGGAGGAAACCUUUAGAUUUUGCAGAGGGAGAACAUGUAUUUUUGAAGGUAACUCCUACCACAGGUGUGGGAAGAGCUAUUAAAGCUAAGAAGUUGAAUCCUAAGUUUAUUGGGUCGUAUCAGAUUCUCAAGAGGAUUGGAUCAGUGGCAUAUAAGAUUGCAUUACCUCCAUUCCUGUCUAAAUUUCAUGAUGUCUUCCAUGUUUCACAAUUGAGGAUGUAUAUUCACGAUCCGAGUCAUGUCUUGGAAUCAGAGGCAGAGCAAGUUAAGGAGAAUUUAACUUUUGAGAAAUAG
Molecule: messenger RNA, 336 nt
Organism: Cajanus cajan (pigeon pea)
Lineage: Eukaryota; Viridiplantae; Streptophyta; Magnoliopsida; Fabales; Fabaceae
Source: RefSeq, a predicted model, not a curated record